CUCUACACGGUAAUGAAAACUGAUAGAUAAGAUGCGUACAAUAUGCUAAACGUAAUAACCUCAAUCGUAUACAGCUUUCAACGCAUAAAAUAUUUGAUGGUAUAUUUUGAUGUGUAACAUGAAACAUCAGGACAGAUUAUAAUACAUAUAUUUUGUAUAUUAAAAUACCCACGCCUACCACAUUUCCAAUCUCUGAAACUAGGAAAUAUAAUACACAUGUCUAUUAAAAAAUGUGUAUAGUGCAAAUUUAAUCAAAAUGGCUGGAGAUUUUUUUGCAGAAUCGUACAAUGUUGUCUUAUUUGUCAGUGUACUUGGAACAUUAACAAUUAUGAUGUCAGGAUGCUACGUAUAUCACAAGUGGCAACACAUAAAAUCCAAAAAUUUGUCUGAUAUUAUCGUUAGUUCUAAACCCAAAAAACGGCUGAAACGCUUUCUUCGUCGGGCAAGCAGUUCGGUGAGCACAAAGGAAAGGACUUCCGACCUUCGCCAAAUGAAAUUGGAAGCCGAAGGAAAUUUUACCACUCAGGUUACCAUUCCCGAUGAAGAGUUUAUAAAUCAUAUUCACAUGACAAACUUGGACGACGAUGUUUUUGACGAUGUCUUUGACGGAGUUGAAUGCCAGCCCUCCAACAAAGCCGACCAGGCACCACAAUGCUUGGCAGCGAAUGGUGAAAGCUUGGUGGAAAAAGAAAGUGUUCCUUCAUCCAAAUAUUGUUCGACUAACUUAUAGUAAAAUAGUCUCUAACCAUGUUUAUUUAAUAGUUUUGUAUGACAUAUGAAAUGUGUGUAUAAAUUCGUAAAUAAAUUAUAAAAUCCUACAAUCAUCAAGUAAAA
Molecule: messenger RNA, 834 nt
Organism: Folsomia candida
Lineage: Eukaryota; Metazoa; Arthropoda; Collembola; Entomobryomorpha; Isotomidae
Exons: 2
Coding region: 257-730 (157 amino acids)
Source: RefSeq, a predicted model, not a curated record